AGAGAGAACGAAACACAGACUAUUUUUUUUUUGAGAUAGUUUUUAGAGGGAGAACGAAGGGGAAGGACGAAGCACGAAGACGAACGAACGAACUGCAACAUAAAAAUAAAAGAAGAAAGAAAGUGCACAUGGUAUCCAUGAACGUAUAAGAAGCGCGAGAGGAAAAAAGGUACGAGCUUCAUAAGAGGGAGUUUAAGACUCUCCCAUGGGUCGCAUUUGCUAGGGCAAAUUCGUAUGCUUUGAAUUUCGAGGUGCCCUGCAUCAAGAAUACCCCUGGCGGGAAAGAAGGAUCAGGGGUCUUUUUUAUUGUUAAUUGUCUGUCGGGCUGAAAAUAUUAUCAAGCUUGUGCCAGCAGAUACACUCACGAUAGUCAACUACGAUCAAUGUGUGGGGAACGUUUGUAAGCUGUACGUUUUGGGGAGGAUAUGCAUGGACGCAGCUUAGAAUUGGCUCGUCUUGUGAAUGCUGACGUUGAUUCCAUGGGAGAAAUUGAUGGUAGGGUUGGAAUCAAUAGCAAAGUUGGACCCCAACAUCCAACAGUUCAGAAGGCUCAGGAUGAACUCAGGCAGGAGUAUGAUGUUCGCGAAGAAAGAAGAAGAGAGCUAGAAUUUCUUGAAAGGGGCGGAAAUCCUUUGGAUUACAAGAUAGUGAAUGCUACCUCCAUUAGUGUCCAAUCUACUUCAUUGACUAAUCAACCUCAUGAACGUGAAGCCAAAGGUAGUUUUGCUCAAACCACUUCGCCUCUUGGAGAUUCAGUUGAAAGUAGUGGUAGGCCAGGAGCCAGUGUAGCAUGUGAACCGAACAGUGCUGAUAAUCUUUUGUUAUUUGAUGGAGAAAGUGAGUUUAUUGGAGGUGAAAGGAAUCCUAUGCAUCCCUGUAAAAAUGUCAUUGCUCCAUCAGAACAAUCUUCUAGACUGCAAGGUAAUCAAAAUGCUAAAGAAUUUGAGGAUUCAGCUGCCAUUGCCUUCCCAAAAAACCAAGCAUAUAAGCGGAGAAACCGAACAAGACCUAAUCGUGAAAAUGCUCGAUCAAGUUCAACUGAUAUUGUUCAACCCCGUACUGGCCAUGUUUCUUCCAUGCGUUCAGGUCCAAAAGAUCUUAAGGUCUCUGUAGUUGAUGCAAAUAAUUCCAAGGACAAAAGCGUCGCAUCAGUCUGCAACUCUAAGCCAAGUAGUCCAACUGGUAGUUUAGACUGUAAAGCAACACCUUCUCAUAGUGAACAACCUGUUCCUGAGCAAGAUGCUUCCAAAGGUUUGGUCGAUAAAAAUCCUCAAGGAAAUUCUGAAUUACCUGACUCUACCAAGGGAAGUGAACAGUUGGUUUCAGCAGUUGUAAUUCGUCCACAAUGUGAAGAUAUAGCAAAAGCUGAAAAUAAUGGGCCAAGAAACAACAUAGUCAAUGAUGAUCUAAAUGGGAAUGCUACACUUGCCCCUAAGUGUUUUGACUCAGAUUGCACACCAACCAGUAUGGAUAGAAAUAUAAACGGUGAUGCAUCCAUAAAUUUAGGAAAUGUAAAUCUUGAGGCGAAUUCUGAGGAGCAGAUCUUCAGGGAAAAAAACAUGGUAAACAAUGCCAAUGAAAACAUUAAAGGUGAAAAUAAAUCUGAUGGAAGUUGUGGUUAUCAAAGUCAACAGGGAAGUGGACGCCACUCUGAUAAAGAGGUGAAGUGUUCUGUUCCACUGAAUAGUGAUGUACCAAAUGGAGAUUCUCCUUUGGGAACCGAAGGAAGAGCUAAUGAUCAAUUGAGAGAUGAUUCUACUAUACAAAAGGGGGUUUCUUCUGGGAUUCUGGAUUCUACAGAAGACUAUUCUCCCAAUAGGACUCAUACUUCAGUGAAUGCCUCUGCUCUUGUGGAAGCAAACGAAUCUUUUCAGCUUUCUUCAGCUGCACCAGAACAACCUUGUCCUGAAGCUGACGUGGAACUGGAAACCAAAGCACUUGAAGAUGCUAUUCUUGAGGAAGCUUUAACAAUAGAGGCAAAGCAGAAAAAGGUUGCUGAGCUAUCUGCUAUAACAUUGCCCUUGGAAAGUCGCAAGAAAUCUCAUUGGGAUUUUGUCCUUGAAGAGAUGGCAUGGUUGGCAAAUGAUUUUGCUCAGGAGCGCCUUUGGAAGAUAACUGCUGCUGCUCAAUUGAGUCGUCAAGUUACUUUUGCCUCUCAUUUAAGAUCUAAGGAACUUUUUGACCUUUGGAAGCAAAAGAAAGAGGCUCAUUUCUUGGCAAAAGCUGUCAUGGACUUCUGGCAAUUAGCAGAGGAGAAACUCAAGCAGUUUCAGCCUUCAAGUCCUGGAAAAAGUCCCCUCCUUGCUGUUCAUGGCUAUGCCGUGAGAUUUCUUAAAUAUAAUAGAGGUGCUACUGCAGUUGGACAAGCAGAAUCCACAAGAACUCCUGACUGGACAUAUGAUCCUGGAGUUAUGAAUCUACCACCAGAGGACCAAUCACAAGAAGAAAACCUUUUCUACAAGGUGCCUGUCGGGGCAAUGGAAGCAUACAGGAAAUCCAUUGAAUCUUAUGUAAUAAGGUGGCAGAGUGGCGAUGUCCAAGUAGAAACAUCUAUGCAUAAUGCAGCAACAGAUAAUAUUUAUGAAGAGGAUGAAGGAGAAACAAGCGCUUACUAUCUGCAUGGUGGUUCUCAGAGUAAUAAAUCAGUGAAGUUUUCUCAAAAGAAAAAGAAAAACUCUAUAAGAUUUUAUACAGGCAGACAAUAUGAUAGAGGAGCAGAUAUGGCAAGCAUGGGAAAUAGAUUUGGAAAUCAACAGGAUAUCCAAAUGGGGAAAAGGCCUUCCAGUGAUCUUAGGGUCGGUCCAAUUCUAACAAAGCGCAUGCGAACGGCUCCCAGGCCAAGGGUUUUAGGACCUUACAGUGCUGGAAGUUCGGGAGGUGUUCAGGGUCUAACAAGGACAGAUGCUUCUAGUGGUGAUACAAAUUCUUUUCAAGAUGAUCAGAGUGCCUAUCCAAGUGGACUCCACAUACCAAACAGUCUGGAAGUGGAGUCUGUGGGUGACUUUGAAAAGCAGCUACCAUUUGAUUCAGCAGAAGUAUCAAAACCUAAAAAGAAAAAGAAGGCAAAAUAUUCGGGUUAUGAACAUCGAUGGCAACUUGAUUCAGCAUUCCAACAUGAGCGGAUGGAUCAGUUAAAGAGGAAGUUGGAGAGUCAACAGCUUGAUUCUAAUGGAAACAGUUGUUUGCUUGGACAACAUAUUGGAAAGAAGCAAAAAACAUUUAAGUCACUGGAUAGCACUUUGGACAAUCAUGCCCAAACGGGCAGUUCAGUUCCUUCUCCUACCACUUCACAGAUGAGUAAUAUGCACCACCCUAACAAAAUAAUUAGAAUACUCAAUGGCCGGGACCGGUCUAGGAAGUCUAAAGCAUUGAAGAUACCUGCAGGGUUUAGUGGGAGUGAAAGUCCAUGGUCAUUAUUUGAAGACCAGGCACUUGUUGUCCUUGUGCACGAUAUGGGUCCAAAUUGGGAACUUGUGAGUGACGCCAUCAAUAAUACUUUGCAAAUCAAGUGUAUAUUCCGCAAGCCUAAUGAUUGCAAGGACCGACACAAAAUUUUAAUGGACAAAACUGGUGUUGAUGGAGCCGAUAGUGCUGAAGAUUCUGGAUCUUCUCAACCAUAUCCAUCUACCUUGCCAGGCAUUCCUAAGGGAAGUGCCAGGCAAUUGUUUCAACAUCUGCAGGACCCAGUUGAAGAUAAAAUGAUUAAAACACAUUUUGAGAAGAUUGUCAUGAUAUCUCAAAAAAUGAUCCACAGGAAAUCACAGAAUGACUACAUAGAUCCGAAAAAAAUCCAGCCUCAUGCAUCCCAUACUCUUGUCCUUCAAGCUUUACCUAAUUAUAUAAACGGAGGACCUCCAGCCACGCCUCUUGAUCUGUGUGACACACCUACAUCAAGCCCAGAUGGACUUGUUCUUGGAUAUCAAGGUUCUCACAGUACCAAUGGCCUAGCUAUUUCACAUCCUAGCAGUGUGGCCUCUGUUCUUCCUACUUCGAGUCCUAAAGCCUCCUCUAUUCAAAGUUCAUCUGUUGCUGUCCAUGGGAAUAAUUUCCCGUCUCCAUCUGGCCCAGGAAAUACUUCCGUGAGGGAUGGUAGAUAUGCUGUUGCCCGAUCAGCAGCAACGUUACCUGUAGAUGAACAGCAAAGAUAUAAUCAAGUGGUAUCCGGAAGAAACGUUCAGUCACCUGCAGCUCCUCAGGGAACAGAUCGUAGUGUUGUUCGAGUUGGUGGAAAUGGUUUGAGUGCUAUGAAUAGAAGUAUGCCAAUCGCGAGAACUGGUUUACAAGGGCUCCCAUCACCAUCAAUCAUGAGUUCUGGUAGCAUAAUGUCUUCUAAUAUGCCACCGGUUCCACAUCCUGUUAAUAUUCAUCGCAGUGGAGUUGGUUCUAGUCAAGGGAUGUUGAGACCUCGUAUCCGGCCUGCACAGAAUAAUCCAGAGCAUCACAUGCAAAUCCCCCAAGGGAAUAGCCCUUCUUUUGGAGGUUUAAGUCCUGUUUUCACUAAUCAGGCAUCAUCGACUUCAUCUGUUCAGUCGUACCCCUCGACGAUGCAGCAGCAGCAACAACAAUCGGUUGUUAGUAAUAGUUCUCAUCACUCUCAUCUUCAAGGACAAAAUCAUUCUGCUGGUAAUAAUUCCCCAAACCAAAAUGCAUAUCGACUAGCAAAAGAGAGGCAGCUACAGCAACGCUUGCAACAGCAUCAGCAGCAUCUGCAUCAUCAACCGCUUCCACCUUCCGGUGCUGUUAUGACGCAUGUUCCACCGCAGCCCCAUCUUCCUCCUCCCACGUCCUCUGUCCCCAAUAGUCCUAAAGUCCAGCCUCAAACUUCUUUAGCACCAGCAUCUCUAUCUCCUCUUGCUCAACCACCGUCCACUAUGACUACUAACAUAUCUCAGCUGCAAAAUCAGAAAGUUCACACACCACCUCCCCAUGGAUUUGGCCGAACCCAGUUAAGCAAUCAAGUUAAUAAGCAACGGCGGCGACAACAACAGCUUCUGCAAUCCGGAAGGCAACAUCUUCCACAGAGACAGCAGAUUCAAUCUCAACAGCAGGCGGCUAAGCUUUCAAAAGGAGAUGGAAAAGAGGGAAACCUUCCACCCGUUGAUUCUUGCAUUCCCAAUGGAAUAUCUGCAGUUGUUCCUGGAACCCAACCUUCCAGCCAAGGUGAUCAGGCAAUGAAUUCUAUUCAAGACCAGGGUUUGCAUUCUGGGUCAUCCAAGCCACCGGGCCCUCCUCAUUCUUCAAAUCAACAUCACCUUCAAACGAAGAUGCACCCUGGCCAGGCUAAGCAAGUCCAGCAUAUGCCAACUUCACACUUAGAUAAUAAUAGUCAAGGUCAUGUUCACCAGAAGUUGGCGACCCAAAAAAUGCUUCAACAAAAUCGCCCCCCUGAUUCACCCAACAAGCUGCAAGUGGGUAAAAGCCAAAUUGGAAAGCCAACAGAAGUGGUUGCAGUAACAGGAAUAUCUCGAACAUCGUCUAUUGAUUCAGGUGGUUUAGGACCAGUUGGUUCUUCUACCAGUGGUCAGGGUAAAGCUCCAGAAAAGAAUUACGAUUCUACUGCAAAUUCAGCAUUGGGCGUGACUUCAGUUGGUAACGUGUCUUCAGCUAACGCUGCUGGUAGUGAAAUGACGACCAAGAUGGGGAAAGGAGGAGGAUCCAAUAAUUUAUCACCUAUCAAUGUACAGCAGCAGCAACAGCUGUCACCCUCCAUGCAAUUACCCAUGCCACAUCAGCAACAGUCGUCAAACCAACAAGUAUCUCCUAGACAGCCGCCACCUCAGCAACAGCCUGAUCAACUGCCUGCUGGAAAUAAUAAUAUGUGCCGAUGAUGGAAUGAAGGCACUCUCAGCCUCAAAAACAACACAAGAAUUCUUGGAGCUGCAAAUCCUCUGAAGAUUGGGUUAGCAUGCUCUUGUAGAAAACUCUGUACAGAAGCUGUUGUCGUCACCUCAUCAUCAGAUAAAGUGGGAAGAAUAGAAGAAAGGGUUAUUGUUGCAGGAGGGAUGUGUUUAGGUUUCAAUUGAAGCAAGCAAUUAGGGGUCAGGGUAAGUAUUCUUUUGGAAAACCGUGUAAAUUAGUAUUUGACGUAGGUAGGACGUCAAGAGGAUAGGGAGAAAACAACAAACGCGCUCAUAGAGGGGGUAUCCAUCUUGCUCUCUUUUUUCAUUUUUUUCUCCUGCUGAAACGAAAAAAGAAAGAAAACGAAAGGGGUUCCUAUUUGUUUGGUGGCUCCACCUAAGUUGUUGAGCACAAUGUAUUUGCUUACCGCCUUUUCGGACUGAAAGGGUAGUAGUCAUGAAUUUGAUUGGCAAAAAGACCCUUUCAGAAUUUUUUGUGAAUAGAAGAUAUGUUGUGUAGAGUAGUAGUAACAAUAGUAGUAGUAGUAGUAGAAUGAUCAGAGCAUUGUUAUAAUGUAGAUAACAUGUUUUCAGAUCAAAUGAACUUCUUCUACUCUACAGGAAGAAAGCUAGCUAGUUCUUUCUUUGUUUUUUUUCAUCAUUUUACACUCAUUGAAGCUUUGACUGACUAUUCAACAUCUUUUUAAAAGUCAGAUUUUGUGGACUAUUUUCAUUUA
Messenger RNA from Impatiens glandulifera, 6574 nucleotides. Its product is annotated as chromatin modification-related protein EAF1 B-like. Gene Ontology annotation, cellular component: NuA4 histone acetyltransferase complex. The transcript has 23 exons. The record is from RefSeq and is a predicted model, not a curated record. NCBI's taxonomy places the organism in Eukaryota, Viridiplantae, Streptophyta, Magnoliopsida, Ericales, Balsaminaceae. The coding region runs from base 426 to 5828 and encodes 1800 amino acids.